This is a messenger RNA of Rubroshorea leprosula, 938 nucleotides long. NCBI's taxonomy places the organism in Eukaryota, Viridiplantae, Streptophyta, Magnoliopsida, Malvales, Dipterocarpaceae. The record is from the annotation of a GenBank genome assembly.
AAUUUAGCUUUAAGAUACUAGAAGAUUUAGUACCAUAAAAAAGAUUCAUCUUUUUUGGAUUUAUUUCCAAGGCUUUUUAAAUUGAGCAUGAACAGGAAACUAACGGUAGCUGAGGCCGGCCGCUGGAAUGGAAGUUCUUGGUCGUGGAAUAUCCAAAGGAGAAGAGACCCGAGAGACAGAGAAGCUGAAGAGCUUCGCUUAAUGCAAGCCAUGCUGGGUGAUACACAAAUGAAUGUAGCUGCUGACGAUGAAAAACUCUGGCGAUUUAACAGAAGCUCAGGGUACACUGUGGAAGGAAGCUUACAAGCACAUGAUAGACCAUAGCUGCUGCUUGGAUAAUAUGAUUUGCAAAGUUAUUUGGAGCAGACUUAUUCCUUCGAAGGUUAGUACUCUGGUUUGGAGAAUCAUGUUAAACAAAAUCCAAACUAAGGAUAACUUGUUAAAAGAGGCCUAUUGCAUGUAGAAGCGGAUAUUAUCAGGGAACCAUCUGUUGCUAAUAAGUUAUAAACUCUCAAGCAAGAUUCGGCAGAAAUGCUGCAGCUGGUGGGGGAUAUGUUUUGUUUGCCCUGGGACUGUUGAUGACAUGUGUUAUCAGUUUGCGCAUCGAACGUUUGGCCCUUACAUUCUGGACAAGGAGCGUUAAUUUUUCUCUGUGGUACUUUGGUCUAUUCUGGACAGCACGAAAUGGGAUUGUCUUCAAACAAGAACAGUGGGAUGAAGGUAGAAUAUUUGAUUUCAUACAAGCUAAAUCAUGUGUGGCUCAGAGGAAAAGCAGAAGAUGUACAAUUCACUUUUAGUGAUUGGAUUCAGUUCCCACUGGCUUGUGUUGAUAGGAGAUAAUGCUGUAUUUAUUGUAUAGUGACUGUUCUUAAGACUUUGUAAUGAACAUGUAACAACUUGAGGAAUUCUACCUCUUUUAAUAAUAUUUCAUUUUGGCU